This is a messenger RNA of Mugil cephalus (flathead mullet), 1852 nucleotides long. Its product is annotated as myelin-associated glycoprotein-like. Lineage: Eukaryota; Metazoa; Chordata; Actinopteri; Mugiliformes; Mugilidae. The coding region runs from base 526 to 1692 and encodes 388 amino acids. The transcript is spliced from 13 exons. The record is from RefSeq and is a predicted model, not a curated record.
AGAGGUAAACCAGUCUCAGGACAAAGCACAUUUUCUGCAAGAGCCUCUCUGUGCCCAGCUCAGGUCUUUGAGGGUGGAGUUUGAAUGUUCUCCCUCUGUCUGCGUGGGUUUUCUUUUUCUUUUUUUUUUUUUUAAGCGUUUUUUUCUUGCCUGCAGUUUGUUUCGCUGACCCUAGAUGUCUCACAUUAUAAUAUCUCAGAGUGGUAAUAAUUUGCAUUCACAUAAAAAAAAGUGUCUUCGACAAUCACAUACAGAGUUGAGACCACGCCCUGCACUCUGCACCAUUUACUCCACUGCUUCUGCUUCUACAUCUGCUUAGCACAUUGAAAAAGAAAAAGACAUUUCAUGUCUGGUGCCUAGUUCUUUCUUUUUUUUUUUUUCUCUGGAGUUCAUACCACUUUUCAACCACAGCAUACCGCAACACAUUUUCUAGAAGAAGUUCUUUUAUUCGAUACAGCAGCUCAAAUCAACCAGGCAGCAGCUUCAUGCGAGUGAAUUACACCAACAAAACACCACCAGAUAACCAUGGACAAAGAUGGACAGAUGAUAAUAUUCUGUCUGCUUUUAGCAGCUGUUUGCAGUCCUGUGUUUAGUGGAGAAUGGAAGGCUACUGUUGUUAAAAACCUUGAUGCUCUCGUUACCUCCUGUGUGGUGGUGCCCUGUUCGUUCACCCAUGGUGGAGGACUGCUUCCGACCUCCAGACUCAGAGGACUCUGGCAUCGUCAAGACAAGUUUGAUCAAUUUAUCUAUCACGAGGAUCAGACAAGGGUCUUGGACAACUUUAAAGAGCGAACACAACUGUUGGGACGUCUGGGUGAAAACAACUGCACCUUGGAAAUAACUGAUAUGAAAGAUCAUGACAACGGUCCUUUCUGUUUCCGAGUUGAAGUAGUGCGUAAAGAGACCAAUGAACCCACCAAAGACAUGUUCUCCUUUGUUGAGGACUGUGUCCAGUUCAAAAUGCUCCAUGAUGCUCCAAAACCUGUCCUGACACCACCAAAGACAGCCAUUGAAGGAAAACCCUACACUAUCAUUUGCUCAGUCACACACACCUGUCCCUCCCAUCUACCUAAACUCACAUGGAACCGGGGCACUGAAGAAGACAUCACUGAGAUUCAUAAACAACACCAUGGUGGAAACUGGGAGGCAACAUCCACCUUAACGUUUGUAGCAGAGACCAAGGAUGACUACACUGACCUCACCUGCACAGCUGAAUUUUAUGGAGGAAAGAAGAAAUCCUCCUCAACUGUGACAGUCUAUGUAAAACGUGGUGUAAACUACAACCACAUCAUCAUUCCCACUGUAGUGGGGGUUGGCACUGCUCUGAUCUUUGGACUCCUCUGUGUUUUUAUGACAAAAAAGUACAAGAAACGCAUUCAAGAGCUUCAAAAUCAGGAUGGCAGCAUGUGGAACCGGCUGUCCAGGAUGUCUCGCAGGAUUCGUUCUCCAGGGCCACCGCGUUCGGAUCAAAGAAGAUCUAUUUGGAGCAGAUUUUCGAGAAGGCCUAAAGGUGACACAAUGGAGUUUGGCCAUGGACCCAGUAAUGUGACAUCAAAAUCUGACCAGAAAGUCUCCAAGCCUCGUUUCCCAUCCCCAAAAAGCCAGCCCAAAUCCUGCAAUUACAAAGAGGACCUUGACGACGGGGAUGAUUACAUGAACACCGCAGAUCUCAACGUCUAUGGAAACAUCUGAAAACCAAAGCUUUCUAAAAAAAAAAAAAGAGAGAGAGAGAGAGAUAUUUUGAUCGGAGCUAACAGCUUAUCUAGUAACGCAUCAUUUGCUUCUCUAUAGAUAUUCUAUCCAUUAUAUUAAUCUCUUCUAUGCUGCAAAAUAUUAAAUCCUGUAACCCAUA